AUGGAUCGUAUGAAAUUAGUCCUGCAGUACUUUCAGUCCAACUCCGAGUCCAUCUCCAAUGGAAUCUGUAUCAUCCUGGCCUUAGUCAGUGUCAAGCUCUACACCAGCUUUGACUUCAACUGCCCAUGCCUUCCUCAGUACAACAAACUGUACUCUCUGGGAGUGAUGAUCGUCCCGCCCAUCAUACUGUUCUUCCUGGGGGUCCUGGUCAACCGGCACACAGGCGUCAUGAUGGACGAGUGGAUGAGACCCGUUGGAAACAGAUCCAAAAAUCCUGCUGUGGUAAAGUACCUGUUCUCCGCCAUGCUCCAGAGGGCCAUGCUGGCACCAAUGGUGUGGAUCCUGGUCACUUUGAUGGAUGGAAAGAUCUUCAUCUGUGCCUUCAGUGUUAGCGUGGACCCUUCCCUCUUCUCAGGUUUGCCCAAUAAUACGGGUCUGGAUGUGAUCAAAGUCAUGGCCAAAGUGCCCUGCAAGGAGGACAUUAUCUUCAGGAACAGCUCUUUCCGCAAAGCAGUCUCUCGUUACGUUCGCUGCUAUUCACAAGCAGUCGGCUGGUCCAUCCUCCUCUUCCUCGUCGUGCUGGGAGCAAUGGGACGCCUCGUCAAGCCCUAUUUCGACGACCACGCCACGUCCCUGCAGACGCGCUACUGGAGCAACUACCUCGACGUGGAGCAGAAGCUCUUCGACGAGACCUGCGUCCUGCACGCCCGCGACUUCGCCCGCAAGUGCGUGGUGCAGUUCUUCGACGACAUGCGGGAGGAUGCCGUGCUCCAUCUUCCCCAGCCGCUCAUCGUCUCCAACCCCCACGGGGAGUGGGAGGAUGAGGACGAGGAGAAGCUUCACGGGGUGUCAAGGCAGGAACAGGUGGACCAGCUGCUCACCAAGUGGUACUACAGUAAACCGGAGCUGGACGUCACCAGGAUAGCCCACAGACCCAAAACGUGCGUCACCUGGGAGGACUGUGACGGGAAGACGUUAUACUCUGAUGUGUAG
Molecule: messenger RNA, 993 nt
Organism: Cyclopterus lumpus (lumpfish)
Lineage: Eukaryota; Metazoa; Chordata; Actinopteri; Perciformes; Cyclopteridae
Gene: calhm3
Product: calcium homeostasis modulator 3
Exons: 4
Coding region: 1-993 (330 amino acids)
Molecular function (GO): monoatomic cation channel activity
Source: RefSeq, a predicted model, not a curated record